AUGUUUUUCUCUAAGCUAGGAUUUCUCGCCCUAAGCGGUGUGUCUGCUGUUCUCGGUGCCAAUUACUCCAACCCAUUGGAGCCCAAGGACGGUGGUGAUCCAUCUAUUGUGUGGCACGAGGGAUACUGGUACUUUACCGCAACAAACUAUCGAGACAUCAGUGUUCGACGCGCAACAACUCUCGAGGGUCUCAAGACUGCUCUACCGAAGACAGUUUGGGCCCCAAGCGCUGAGUUCCCUUCACGCCAAUGCAAUAUCUGGGCACCUGAGCUACACCUUGUGGAUGGACAAUGGCACAUCUACUUCUCUGCUGGUGGUUGUGAUGACGACUCAAUUCAACAAGCUCAAGUGCUACGUGGCGGAGAAUCUCCAUGGGACAACUUUGGUUUCUACGGCACCAUCAACGCACCUGCUUGGUCGAUUGAUGGAACACCCCUUACCAUCAACGGCCAAAACUACUUUGUCUACUCCUGCUUUAGGGAUGAUACAGGCGAGAACCUGCAAUCUCUUUGCAUUGGCAAAAACUCCGAUAUCCUUACUAUUGGGGAAGAGCAUCUCCUUGCUUCUCCCACAGAGGCCUGGGAGCGUAAUGGACAGAUGCCAGUCAACGAAGGUCCCUUUGCUCUCUAUAGCAAAAACCGCACUUUCCUGUCCUACUCGGGAUCUUUCUGCUGGGAUCCUUCAUACUCACUCGGUCUACUCGAGUACGUUGGUGGCGAUCCUCUUGAACAGAGUAGUUGGGUAAAGACUGGCCCUCACUUCAGCCAGGCAAAUGGCAUGUACAACACUGGCCAUAACAGCUUCUUUACCAGUCCGGAUGGCACGGAAACUUGGAUGGCAUACCAUUCUUCUCCCAAUCCUGCUGGCAGCUGUGGAGACAGAUAUGCUAACGCAAAAAAGAUUGAUUUCGAGGCUGAUGGCUUUCCCAUCCUUGGUGAGCCGAUUGCUAAAGGAGUAGUGUUGCCUGGUCCUGCUGGAGAGCCACAAUCUUGA
Molecule: messenger RNA, 993 nt
Organism: Aureobasidium musti
Lineage: Eukaryota; Fungi; Ascomycota; Dothideomycetes; Dothideales; Saccotheciaceae
Source: the annotation of a GenBank genome assembly